AUGUCCGCACACCACCGACACCCUCCGUCCCCGGUGGUCCUUCUGGUAUACCCAGUGACCUUGCUGCUGGGAUCGCUCUUCUCGAUUAUCUCUCCAACAGCGCGCGCAUCCAGGGGACAUACGACUGCAUCGUCUCCGUCUGGACCUCUGGCACCCUCCCUCGCUGCCGACCUACACAUCUCCGAAAGUCCGGUCAACUACUUCGCUCGGAAGAACAACAUCUUCAAUCUAUACUUUGUGAAAAUUGGGUGGCUGUGGACAACACUAGCCUUCUUCUCACUUCUCCUUUGCCAACCAGCCUACCGCUCUUCGUCCUCGUCCUCCCAAACCCAACAGCAAACACGCCCUCGACGCAUCCUCCAGGCCUCCAUCCGUUAUAUACUUGCGACCUCAAUAUGGUACUUGAUGACACAGUGGUUCUUUGGCCCUGCAAUUAUUGAUCGCAGCUUCGUUAUCACGGGCGGAAAAUGUGAACAGGUAUUGAACGAGGUUGGCAAGAUAGGCUCAGAGGAGAGCCCAGCCGUCCACUUGGAGACUCUGUUUAGCGCUGUCGCUUGCAAGGCUGCUGGUGGGUCUUGGAAAGGUGGGCAUGAUAUCAGUGGACAUGUCUUCAUGCUGGUUCUCGCAACUGCGCUUCUAUCUUUCGAGGCGAUCGGCGUCGGGGCUUUCACUGCACCAUCCGUAACCUCGCAAGCCAACGGCGAGACAACUCGCGACCGCAAGCCGAGUGACCCCACAAGCCCUUUGACUAGUGAACAACUGCAUACACCUGGGACGAUGAGAACCUGGUCCCUGCGCCUAGUCUGGAGCGUUGUUGGACUUGGCUGGUGGAUGCUUUUCAUGACGGCUAUUUGGUUUCAUACGUGGCUGGAGAAGUGGACCGGUUUGUCAGUGGCACUGGCAUCCAUAUAUAUUGUCUACAUCCUCCCAAGAACAUUGGCGCCUUGGAGAGAGAUGAUUGGCCUUCCGGGAGUCUGA
Messenger RNA from Penicillium manginii, 978 nucleotides. RefSeq names its product putative inositol phospholipid biosynthesis protein Scs3. The transcript has 2 exons. NCBI's taxonomy places the organism in Eukaryota, Fungi, Ascomycota, Eurotiomycetes, Eurotiales, Aspergillaceae. The record is from RefSeq and is a predicted model, not a curated record. Gene Ontology annotation, biological process: lipid droplet organization; lipid storage; phospholipid biosynthetic process. Gene Ontology annotation, cellular component: endoplasmic reticulum membrane. The coding region runs from base 1 to 978 and encodes 325 amino acids.